AUUGCCUCUGUUUCACUUUGACUGCACAUCCGACAACAUGGAAAAGUAGAUUUUUAUAAUCUUUUGUUAUUUUUUUAUUUUUGCUGCGAACCACCAUCGCAAGGGGGAGGUGAAAAACAAUCCAAAUUCUCUCGAGCGACGUUCACGUCACACUUCCACGGCAACGGUGUAACUAUGGGGCGCAGGCAUGGAGCAGGAACGGCCCAAUAACAAACAGCGCGUUGGAAAAAGGGGGCCGCCACGGGGAGCGCAAAGAAGACAACUCUCUGGACGCCGAGGAUCUCAGGCAAAGGACUCAAAUGCGACAUUGUGGGAAUUCCCACCUUUUAAAGGAUUUGCUCUGUUAUGCCGCUGGAAUCGGUGGAUCUCGUGUGUUCGUUUCCAUCACCUCCGCCUGGGACGAGGUGCGGCGUCAUGCGUGUUUGUGAGGCUGCCAGUUGCCUGUCUGUGCUCAGCGGUGACGGACACAGGCAUCGACUGACAUGCGUUUCCAUGGCGACGAGCGGCUGUAGCCCCUUUCCCUUAUGUUGGGGCAGAGAAUAUGACAGACACCUAGCGGCAGCUGCGUCACCAGGGAAGACCAUGGCAGCGCCCUACAUUGACCCCAACCUCAAUCACACUCUGCUAGAUGGCCCCAAGUCGCGGCUCAGUGCUGGAGGGUCGGACCGUACCACUGCCGGAUCCGUGGACAGGGUCCUGAAGGUCUUCCACCACUUUGAAACCAACACGGAAUUAAGCAGCUGGUCAUCUAACAUUCGAUACGGGGAUGCUACCGAUAUCCGGGGAAUCAUCCAGAAGAUCUUGGACAUCCACAAGGUACGCUGGACGUGGUGCUUUGGCCUUCGUCUCAGCAGCAGCUGCCAGCCCAGAGACCAAGUGCACUGGCUUCAUCCCGACAUGGGUGUGUCGCACGUCCGCGAGAAAUACGAACAGGCCCGCCCCAACGAGGACUGGAGGUGUGAACUGAGAAUCCGAUACCUCCCAAAAGGCUUUGUUCAACAGUUUACAGAAGACAAACCUACACUCAAUUACUUCUACCACCAGGUGAAAAAUGACUACAUGGCACAGAUUGGGGAUCAAGUAGAGCAAGAUGUUGCCCUUAAACUGGGCUGCCUGGAGAUCAGGAGGUUCUUCAAAGAGAUGAGAGGAAAUGCGUUGGACAAGAAGUCCAACUAUGAGCUACUAGAGAAGGAUGUUGGUUUGAGGCGUUUUUUCCCCAAAGACCUGCUGGAUUCAGUUAAGGCCAAGACGCUCCGAAAAUUGAUCCAGCAGACAUUUAAGCAAGUUGCAAACUUCAACGAUGAAGAGUGCAUCCUUAAAUUCCUCGAGAUCCUGGCACCCAUCCACCGUUAUGACAAGGAGUGCUUUAAAUGUGCUCUGGGGUCAAGCUGGGUGAUCCAGGUGGAGUUGGUGAUUGGGCCUGAGGAAGGGAUUAGCUACCUGACAGACAAGGGCUCAGCGCCUACCCAUCUUGCUAACUUUACCCAAGUUCAGUCAAUCCAGUACUCUGCUGUAGAGGAGAAGGACAGGAAAGGAAUGCUCCAAGUCAAUGUCGCGGGAGCCUCUGAGCCGCUCACCGUCACGACAGCCUCCCUGACCAUGGCGGAGAAUUUGGCUGACCUAAUUGACGGCUACUGUCGGCUCAUCUCCAUGGAAACACGCUCUUUCAUCGUCAGAGUUCAGAAAGAGGGGGAGAGAGCGCUUCCUUCUCUUCCAAAGUUGUCCAAUAAUGAGAAGAAGUUGGAGGCGGUCAAGAGUGGAGUGAGAACGAUCUCCGUCUCAGAGACUGAUGACUAUGCUGAAAUAGUUGACGAAGAGGACACGUACACCAUGCCCUCCACACGGGACUAUGAAAUCCAGAGGGACAGGAUUGAGCUUGGUCGCUGCAUAGGAGAGGGUCAGUUUGGAGAUGUGCACCAAGGAGUCUACAACAUCCCGGACAAGCCAGCGUUGGCCGUCGCCGUUAAGACGUGCAAGAACUGCACGUCUGACAGUGUCAGGGAAAAGUUCCUUCAAGAAGCGCUGACCAUGCGGCAGUUUGACCACCGUCACAUUGUCAAGCUUAUUGGGGUGAUCACAGAGAACCCAGUGUGGAUAAUUAUGGAGCUAUGCACGCUGGGAGAGCUGCGUUCCUUCCUCCAGGUGAGGAAGUACAGCCUGGACUUGGCCACGCUAAUCCUGUUCGCCCACCAGCUCAGCACUGCGCUGUCGUAUCUGGAGAGCAAACGUUUUGUCCACAGGGACAUAGCAGCGCGGAAUGUGUUGGUGUCAUCGAUUGACUGUGUGAUGCUGGGAGACUUUGGCCUCUCCCGCUAUAUGGAGGACAGCUCUUACUAUAAAGCCUCUAAAGGCAAACUUCCCAUCAAAUGGAUGGCUCCCGAGUCGAUCAACUUCAGAAGAUUCACCUCUGCUAGUGAUGUCUGGAUGUUUGGCGUCUGCAUGUGGGAGAUCCUGAUGUACGGCAUCAAGCCCUUCCAAGGGGUGAAGAAUAACGAUGUGAUCGGUCGCAUCGAGAACGGCGAGCGGUUGGCCAUGCCGCCGCAGUGCCCGCCCACCCUUUACAGCCUCAUGACCAAGUGCUGGUCGUACGACCCCAGCAAACGGCCGCGGUUCACCGAACUCAAAACGCAACUCAGCACCAUACUGGAGGAGGAGAAACUUCAGCAAGAGGAGAGAGUGAGGAUGGAGAUGAGAAGACAGGUCACGGUGUCCUGGGACUCAGGUGGUUCUGAUGAGGCGCCGCCCAAACCGAGUCGACCGGGUUACCCAAGCCCUCGCUCGAGUGAGGGCUACUUCUCUAGCCCGCAACACAACCACUACCAGGCGACGGUGCACGGCGGCGUUGGAGGCGGCUUUGCUACGACUGAUUCCUGGAACCAGCACAGACCAGAACACACAGCGCUGUGGAACCCCAACAUGGAGGACACCGGGUCCGUGGGCCAGGCGCUCAUGGAGGAGAGGCUCAUGAUGCAGCAGCAGCAAAUGGAGGACGACCAGCGAUGGUUGGAGCAGGAGGAAAGCUUCAUGGCCGAGCCCAGAAACAGCCGAGGGAGCAUCGAAAAAGAGGAUGGGACGCCCCAAGCGCCGAGUGGAAGCCAGCACAUUUACCAGCCUGUGGGCAAACCAGAACAUGUUGCGCCGCCGAAGAAGCCCCCUCGCCCCGGAGCCCCCGCUCAUCUCGGCCCCCUGCCCGGCCUCUGCCCCGUGGACAGCUAUAACGAGGGCGUGAAGUUACAGCCGCAGGAUAUCAGCCCGCCCCCCACAGCCAACCUGGACCGCUCCAACGAUAAAGUGUAUGAAAACGUGACGGCGCUGGUCAAGUCUGUCAUUGAGAUGUCCAACCGGAUCCAGCCGGCGGCACCCGAGGAGUACGUACCCAUGGUCAAGGAAGUGGGUCUGGCACUGAGGACUCUGCUGGCCACGGUGGAUGAAACCAUUCCUGUUCUGCCCGCGAGCACGCACAGAGAGAUCGAGAUGGCCCAGAAGCUGCUUAAUUCCGACCUAGCGGAGCUGAUCGCCAAGAUGAAGUUGGCACAGCAGUACGUCAUGACCAGCUUGCAGAAGGACUACAAAAAGCAGAUGUUGAUGGCGGCGCACGCCCUCGCCGUCGAUGCCAAGAACCUGCUGGAUGUCAUUGACCAGGCGCGCCUCAAGAUGAUCACACGAACGCAUUAAAGUCCAAAGGAUUUGCAGACAUUGGAAAAAAUGCAGGGACAAGAUGGACAUUGGUCGCCGUGAAGACACAAACUUGGAUUCAAAAGAUGGACUGUGGACAAUACAGCCACCAUGUUUGGAGUCUUCUUGUAAUUACCUUUUUAAAAGAAUGAUAACACUAUUGUCACAUAUUUCCAAUAAUACUGGAUGUGUGAUAACUCCCCAUUUCAGAAUAUUUGUAAAUUAUUCAUUUAUUGUAAGUUUCCCUCUUUUUUUUGUUCUCUAAAAUUUUAAUUUUUACAAGAAAUUAUGGAGAAUGUUAACAUGUAGCAUGAAGUACUUUAUUAAAUUAAAUUUAGAGAAUGUUGGAAGUGCC
Messenger RNA from Syngnathoides biaculeatus (alligator pipefish), 4030 nucleotides. RefSeq names its product focal adhesion kinase 1-like. Gene Ontology annotation, biological process: signal complex assembly; protein phosphorylation. Gene Ontology annotation, cellular component: cytoskeleton; focal adhesion. The record is from RefSeq and is a predicted model, not a curated record. NCBI's taxonomy places the organism in Eukaryota, Metazoa, Chordata, Actinopteri, Syngnathiformes, Syngnathidae. The coding region runs from base 346 to 3675 and encodes 1109 amino acids. Gene Ontology annotation, molecular function: ATP binding; protein tyrosine kinase activity. The transcript has 32 exons.